AUGCCCCGCCUCGACGAAACCACGCAGCAGUACCUCCAGGAUGCAGAGCAGGGUGUGCGUGCCCGCACUGCCCGCGCGUGGGACAGCUUCACCAACUUCGCAAUCCGCGACAACGUGCUCGAGGUCGCCGUUGGCCUGAUCCUCGCCGCCUCCUUCACCGCCGUCGCAAACUCCCUUGUAACCGACAUCCUGCUCCCUCUCAUCUCCCUCCUCCCCUUCCUCGCGCGCAACCUCGACGAGAAAUUCGCAACCCUCCAGCACGGCCCCAACUACAACGCCACCAUCGCCAACGGCUACAACACCAAAGACCAGGCGCUCAACGACGGCGCCAUUGUCUUCGCUUACGGCAACUUCCUGGACAAGAUUGUCCGGUUUAUGUUGAUUGCGGUGAGCCUGUGGGCGAUCGCGAGUCUGUAUAGUAGGGGCAGCGGUGACAACAUUGUGAAGAGGCAGGUCAAA
Paraphaeosphaeria sporulosa is the source of this 459-nucleotide messenger RNA. RefSeq lists its product as uncharacterized. Gene Ontology annotation, molecular function: mechanosensitive monoatomic ion channel activity. The transcript is spliced from 2 exons. The annotation marks the transcript as partial. Gene Ontology annotation, biological process: intracellular water homeostasis; monoatomic ion transport. The record is from RefSeq and is a predicted model, not a curated record. Lineage: Eukaryota; Fungi; Ascomycota; Dothideomycetes; Pleosporales; Didymosphaeriaceae.